AUGUCCAGUUCACUGGAAGGUGAACGUGAACCUUUACCGAACAAUGGCAAAGACGACAUCCAGCAAGAUUGGAGACACCUUAGCGUGGCUCGUAAGCGGGUGAUUGUUGCGACUGCUCUCUUGACUGGUUUCUUGUCCGCCCUUGAUCCGACCGUCGUGGCAACAUGCAUAGCUACAAUUUCUUCGGAACUUCAUUCAGCAGAUCAAGAAGCAUGGAUAGGAACGGCAUACCUAUGGAGCAGCGUGACAUUCACACCUUUGUAUGGACGAUUGAGCGACUUGAUAGGUAGACGAGCGGCAUACGUGCAAGCUGUGUUUAUAUUUACGCUCGGGACAUUGGGAUGCGGCGUAGCACCGACUUUCUCUUUCCUCAUUACAUCUCGAUUUAUUGCUGGAAUGGGUGCGAUCAUGGGAUACAUUUGCCAAAAGACUCUGCACUUCAAGUGGCUGACCGUUCUCAACUGCGCUGGACCUGUGAUGUCGAUGACAUUAUUCGUAACAUUGCGGGAGAGCUCUUCUUGGGCUGCGCAGUGGCUCAGUGUAGUACCGAUGGGUGUCGGUUUUAGCGGACUACUAACUUUGACGCUGGUUGGAAUGCUUAAUUCAGUCGAAAUCGACGAGAUCGCCACCGCCACCGGAUUUGUCUUUGUAUGGCGAAGUCUAGGUCAAGUGUUCGGUGUUGGUCUAUCAAGCGCGGUAUUUCAAGGCUCAUUGGCCAGUCAGCUGAAUGAGCGAUUUGAAUCACCAGAGAUUAUCGACAAGCUGCGACACGUGUUCCAUGCCUUUGAUGAUCUGCCUGAAGCCUGGCAGAGAGAGACCGCAAGGGAAGGGUUUCGAAUAGCGCUGAGAAACACUUUCAUCUUCGGUCUCGCUGGUGCUUCAUUAGUAUUCGCAACUUCACUAUUCAUUCCCGAUGAUAGGCUGAAAGGUCCGGAAGAGGGACCAAUAUUUGCUGUGCCGGGUACAGAUACACACACCGAUCUAGUGGAGGAGGAGGCAUGA
Messenger RNA from Kwoniella mangroviensis CBS 8507, 1002 nucleotides. RefSeq lists its product as uncharacterized. The transcript is spliced from 7 exons. Gene Ontology annotation, cellular component: fungal-type vacuole membrane; plasma membrane. Gene Ontology annotation, molecular function: basic amino acid transmembrane transporter activity. Gene Ontology annotation, biological process: basic amino acid transport; transmembrane transport. The record is from RefSeq and is a predicted model, not a curated record. NCBI's taxonomy places the organism in Eukaryota, Fungi, Basidiomycota, Tremellomycetes, Tremellales, Cryptococcaceae. Bases 1 to 1002 code for a protein of 333 amino acids.